This is a messenger RNA of Poecilia latipinna (sailfin molly), 2925 nucleotides long. RefSeq names its product interferon regulatory factor 2-binding protein 1-like. Gene Ontology annotation, molecular function: transcription corepressor activity. Bases 263 to 2032 code for a protein of 589 amino acids. NCBI's taxonomy places the organism in Eukaryota, Metazoa, Chordata, Actinopteri, Cyprinodontiformes, Poeciliidae. The transcript is spliced from 2 exons. Gene Ontology annotation, biological process: regulation of transcription by RNA polymerase II. Gene Ontology annotation, cellular component: nucleus. The record is from RefSeq and is a predicted model, not a curated record.
GCGCGUAGGUGUUUCCGGUGUCUCGUAACAUUUUACUUCCUUCCACACAGACCGACACGAACAAACCGAAAAAGAAGACGUCGCUAACGUUAAGUAUUGUCGCCAAAAACCGCCUUCCGAGCUUAGUUUUUGUUGUAUUUUCGUCGGGUAAAACGUGGCAUGUGGUCCUCGGUGUCCCAAGACUGAGAAUUAUCAGAGAACCGCAGACUGUAUCGUGUAGGCCUCCGAGGGAAGAAAGUUUAGAGUCGGGCCUGUAAACAACAUGUCCUCCGCCUCGCAGCCUUCCUCCAGACGGCAGUGGUGCUACCUCUGCGAUCUGCCCAAGAUGCCGUGGGCCAUGCUGUGGGAGUUCAGCGAAGCGGUGUGCCGGGGAUGUGUCAACUACGACGGCGCGGACCGGAUUGAGCUCCUGAUCGAAACGGCGCGGCAGCUGAAGAGCACGCACGGGGUGUUAGACGGCAGGUCUCCCGGACCCCAGCAGAGCAAACCCGGUUCGGUGGGGACCGUCGAAACGGGGCGGCAGCAUAGUGAGCGCGUAGACAGGGGGAGGGGGGAAUAUGGGGUGUCUUCCCGGCUCCCCAACGGCUUGCACCGAGCUGAGGACGUGGCUUUAUCGGAGGGAAGCCGCCAGAGCCCGAACACCCGCCGGGUUGUGACCGGUGCAGUGCCCGGGCUCCACAGCACCAUCUCUCACGCCUUGAUAGCUCAGGGGUUGGUGGCGGCUCCUCACGGUCUUUUAGCCCCAUUAUCGGGCUCCCGAACUGCCAGCACACCCAUCGCGGUCUCAGCCGGGCCCAUCAUGAGUGAGGGUGGCAGAAGGCAGGCGGUGUCUCUGGGAGUGGGCGCCAGCACCUCUGCCCUUGUGGGUAUAGAUCCAGCAGUGUGGAGGAACAAUGAGGUGAUGGCCGAAUUGAACGAAGUGGCCAGAAACCGGGUGGAAGGCUGGCCGAACCGACCCAAAGCGGUGCGAGACGUGCUGGUGGCCCUGAGCAACUCCAUCCCCUUCAACGUCCGCUUCAGGAAAGACCACAACCUCCAGGGCCGCGUCCUGGCUUUCGACGCCAGCACAACUCCAGAGUUUGAGCUGAAGAUCUUCAUUGAGUAUCCCGUGGGCUCCGGGAUCAUCUACUCAGGGAUCCCGGACCUGGUCCGGCAGAUGUUCCGGGAUUCGGCGAAAGAUGCAGGCAAAGCUGUGAAUUCCGGCCUGCGAUACGUGGAGUACGAGAAGCGGCAGGGUACCGGGGACUGGCGUGGGCUGUCCGAGCUCCUGAACGACGGCGUGAGGAUGUUCAAGGAGCCACCCAUUCCAGAGGUCCUGCCCCAGCCAGACCCGGUGCUGUCAUUGGCAGCGACAGGCCGCCCGGGUCCGGCGAAGAGCACGACCAGACGCCGCAAAGCUUCUCCUGGCUCGGAAAACGGCGAGAGCGACGGGAGACCCGACCACUCGGCCAGGGAGUCCUGGGCCCGGAGCGCCUACACGGAGCCUCUGCCCGGCAUGGCGGCACCUCAAGAAGGGCCGCCGCGUCUCCACAGCCAGCCGUCGCCCAUCUCGGCCCUGAUGGGCGUCACAGACAGCCUGAGCUCCAGCCAGAUGCCCAGAGACAGCCCAGGCAUGUCCACAGCCCACUCCUCGGCAGCAGGUCGCUCCACCAGCAGUAGCCCGUCCACCGCCUCCACCUCGGCCUCCCAGGCAGCCAUGGGCCAGGGCAUGAGUGCGGUGGGGCCGAGCGGCAACACCAACACUGGGGAGAGCACGAGCAGCACGCAGGGCACCCUGCUCUGCUGCACGCUCUGCAGAGAGCGCCUGGAGGACACACACUUUGUCCAGUGUCCCUCCGUCCCUCACCACAAGUUCUGCUUCCCCUGCACCCGAGCGUUCAUCCGCAGCCAGGGCCAGGGAGGGGAGGUGUACUGCCCGAGCGGGGAGCGCUGCCCCCUGGCCGGAUCCAACGUGCCUUGGGCCUUCAUGCAGGGCGAGAUCUCCACCAUCCUGGCCGGAGAUGGAGACGUGACGGUAAAGAAGGAGGAGUGACCCCCCGCUGACCUCCCGACGUCUCCGACCUGUCAUGGUGAAUGCAUCCAGAUAUCAGGAAUACCACUGUCUCUUCCUGACUUUGUGUAAACUUCCACAUUGAAAACAUCCUGUAGAGCAAUGCUGCGGUGCAUUCAAAGACCAGGUAGAAAACGGCUUUCUGAGCGCCUCAUGCAGUCCAGCCGCUGAACAGUCGCUCCAUCCUUAAAGACAGAGCGGUUUUCACUUCUGGAAUCAUUAAAAAAAAAGAAAAUGGCUUAAACCAAGGAAUUAAUUGAUUUUAUAGAUUUCAGUGGCAUUUAGUUUUGAUUUUAAGCAUCACAAAUUAAAAUGUUAUCACUGAUUUGUUUGGACACUUGGAGAAAUAUGCAUCCAUUCAAAUAUAAAAAUGGUUCAUGACUAGUUUUUACUUUUAUCAUUUAUUCAGAGUUGGAUCUGCCACAAUCGCAAAUUUUGCUGGAAGGUAAAUUGUCCCUGUAAUUAUUGCGAUAAGCGAUAUUGUUUUUGCAAAAAAUAUACUGAUGACAUAAUAAUGCAAAUUUGCCCUGACAAAAACCAAUAACUUUUAACUCUAUAAAAAAACAUGUAACGGUAGAACUGGAAGAUAUUUUAUAUUUCCAAAGUAAAACACAAAAAGAUGAAUAAAACAGAAAUGAGAAGCACACAAUCAAAACUGUAAACAAUAUGGAUUAUAAAGUGUCUGUAAACAAAUUUCUCUUCAAAAAAUAUUAAUCUGAUUGUAAAUUGAAUUAAUUUUAAUUCACUGAUGUUUCUUGUCCAAUCAUUUAAAUGUUCUAUCAAUACCUUUGUCUACUGUCUCCACUGCUUCAGUUAAACUACCCACAAUCCUGCAUCAUUGUCACCGGUCACGUUAUUCACUCACCCUAAAGAAA